Molecule: messenger RNA, 4089 nt
Organism: Plasmodium malariae
Lineage: Eukaryota; Apicomplexa; Aconoidasida; Haemosporida; Plasmodiidae
Product: conserved Plasmodium protein, unknown function
Exons: 3
Coding region: 1-4089 (1362 amino acids)
Biological process (GO): intracellular protein transport
Molecular function (GO): small GTPase binding
Source: RefSeq, a predicted model, not a curated record
AUGGAGGAGAAGAUUGAAAAGGAUCUGCUAACCAUAUUUACUCAAAGCGUAUCAAACAAUUUUGAAGAGAUAAAAUGUAGUGAGGGGAAAAUAGCUGCGUUAUAUAACGACAGUAAUAAAGAGAAUUACAUAAAGAUUCUCCUAAAAUUCAUUGUAUAUCCAUAUAAUGAAAAGAAUGAAAAGAAGAACUAUUAUGAUAAUUAUUUAAAUAAAAAUGUUAAGACAAGUAUAUUAAUAAGCAUAAAAAAUUAUAUUAAAAAAAGUGUUCAUAGUAGUUUAGACAAUGUUGAAUUAAGUUCAGAUAUAUGUAUAUUUAUAAAACAUAUAUGUAUGCAUAUGUUAUUAGAUAUAACAAAUGAAGAUAUAACAACUUUACAGAAAUAUUUAUUUGAAAUAUUAACGCACUUAUUUAAGUAUAACAUUUGCGAUGAUUAUGAUUAUCUUUUAUUUUACAUUAUAUUAUUAUACAUUAAUGAUUAUAAUUAUGUUCAUUUAAUAAAUAUAUUUGAUAGCGAUGAAAAGAAGAAUAAUGCGGAUGCGAUUAAAAUUGUAGAGUGUGUUAUGUUGUAUAUAAGGAAUAAAGAUAUAUUAAAAAAUAUUAAUCAGGAUAAUUUUUUUUUAGAAUAUAACAAGUUUAUUUCCAAUAUUGACAGCAUAAAAAUGAUCAUUAAUAAUAGAAACAAUUCUUUAAAUGAUGAUAUACUUAACUAUAUUAAUAACACUAAAAAGAUUUACAAGUCGAAUGAUGUGUAUAAUGUAUUCCUGCUUAAUGAUUUCCACUUGUACAAUAUGGACGAGGCUAAUGGGGUUGGCAAUAGUGGUAUAGGUGGGAAUACUAUGAUAGGGGGUAAUGCUAUGAUGAGUGGUAGUAACGUAAUUGGUGGAAGCAUGAUGGGUGGAAGCAUGAUGGGUGGAAGCAUGAUGGGUGGAAGCAUAAUGGGUGGAAGCAUAAUGGGUGGAAGCAUAAUGGGUGGAAGCAUGAUGAACAACAACCUGAUGAGUAGUAACCUGAUGGGAAACAACUUAACUGGGGGAAGUUUGAUCGACUCGACCGGGUACUCGUCCCCCGGCCGAGUUAACGAGAAAGGUACUUUACACGGUAACAUGAACAACAGCGAAAGUUUGGGAGGGUUCAAUUUCAUAGGAAAGGGAAGCAUUAUAAAAGACUACAACAAUAAUGUGAAACUAAUCCCAGUGUCGAAGUGCAGUUCGAUUUUUAAAAAUUUGAAUGUAAUUCAUUUUGAAAAGAAAUACACAGCAUUAAAAAUAGUUCGAAAAAUUUUAAAAAAAUAUAAAGACAAUGAUUAUAUUUCUAAGUAUGAUUUGAAAAUUAUUCUAACACAUAUAGAGUACCCUUUAACGCUGUAUUUUAUAUACUUAUAUAACAAAUUUAUGGAAUAUACAAAUUUUAUAAAUUAUAAACUAAACACUACGAACAACUCGUUUUCAUCAAAUAGUUCAGAUGAAAAACAAGUGAAUGAAGAAAUUAACAUGUGCUUCCAUACAAUGAAUCAAGUAGUUUUAAACAUUUACGUGCUCUUAAAAAUAUUUUACAAUAUUAAUAUUAUAGAUUUACCUGAGUAUUAUGAAGAUAAUUUUGAUAUAUUUUUUACUAUUUUUUAUCAUUUCUUAUUAUAUGAUAAUAAUGAUAUUUUGAAAAAUUAUUUUAAUCAUAUUAACUUGUUGACAAGUAUGAAAACAACAAGUAAUGUUGUUAUGGCAUCAACAUCUACCAGUAACUACAUUACAAAUAAACCCAAUUUUUUUUUAACGAAUGAUGAUAAGAAGAACGGGUUUACUCAUUUAUCACAUGAGAAUCUUAACAAACUAAAAAUCAAUUUUGAACAAAAUAUUCUGAAAUGUAAAAUUAAAAUAAUAGAUAUAAUAAAAGUUGUUUCGGAAAAUUAUCAAGAUGAAUCAAAAACAUAUAUCGUUAAGUUAAUCUAUUCCUUGUUACAAAUUUUGUACAAAGAGAGUGAAAAAAAUUUAUUAUGCCAUAAUUAUAAUUGUUUAUCAUCAACAAUUAAGUUAAUACAUCAUAUGAAUUUAGAAAAAAAUGAUUUGAAUCCAUAUAAAGACAAACAGUUUUUAGAAAAGAUUAUCGAACGUGUUUUACACCAUAUAAGAUUAAAACGGAUAGAUAUAGAUGAGAUUAUUGAAGCCGAUCUUGAUUAUUUUAGAAAUGAUCUAAACAAUGUUAAUGCAUUUUCAAUUCGUUCAACAGCUACACAUUUUUUGAAAACACUUUGCAUGAACUACUUUGAUAUAUGCUUUCCCAUCUUGGAAUUUCGUAUCUUGUCCAAGGAUUCACUUAUUACAUUGACCUCUCCUUGUGCCGUAACUACUAGCGGUGUAAAUAACAUUACAAGUAGUGGUGUAAACAGUACUAGUGGUGUUAGUAGUAGUACGGUGAUAGGGAAGGAAGACCCGUACUACGAAGCGUGCAACAUGGAAUAUAAGACGCAGCUUAUUACGUGCCUGAAUCAGACGAAUUUAGCAAAAAAUUUUUAUGAACAUAACAUAAGGAAUGUGUUAAAAGAGUUCAUCGUAUCAUUUCAAAUGAAAUUUAGAAAUCUAAAUACACUUUGUUACAAUAUUAAUGAUUACAAUUUUGUAAAUCCGCAUAUGAACACACUAAGUAAUAAAUGUGUUUGGGUUGUUAAUGAACAGUUAUUUAAUACAAAAAAUACUAUAUAUCUUUUAUCUAUGCUAAAAUUCUUAUUAAAUAAUAGAAGUAUUAUAUGUACAGCACAUGAUGAUGCAUUAAGUAUAUUCCCUUUUUUACAUUUUUUACUAUAUAACGAAAAGGCAAUGAUUUACAAUUAUGCUUGUUUGUGCAUAAACCGUAUGUUGAACCAGCAGUUGAACCCAGAAUUAAUGAAUGUAAUAUAUAGUAGUAGUAUCCCGGAUAUAUUAAACCGUCUUUUAUUCUUGUUAAAAUUACAUGUACAUAAUAAAUUAUUAAAUGAAUAUGUGUUAAUAACGAUUAUGAGGAUAUUUCUAAUUUAUUCAGAGAGACUAACAAAUGUGUAUGUCACAGUGCUAUUAAUCAUAGAUAAUAUAAUCAAAUUAAUUAUAAAUGAUUCUCAUAAUCCUUUAUUUAAUCAUUACCUCUUUGAAUUAUUAACAAUAAUUAUAUCCUUAAUAUAUAAAUCGCAAAUAGUUAGUAGUAUAAACCAAGUAGAAGAAAUUAUCAUAACGACCUUUUCUCAAAUUUUACAAAUAUAUAUACAUGACUUUAUUCCAUAUAUUUUUCAAAUCCUUUCAAUUAUUAUUGACAAUACGAAUACAAUACAAAAAGUGCAUAUAAAAAUUUUAAAUAAUUUAUAUGAAACAGAUUUAUGGAGAAGUACCAUUGGAAAUGCAAAUGGAAUUAUAUGUGUUUUAAAGAGUUAUUUUAAAAAAUAUAAUGUAUUUCAAGAUAUAAUUAAAAAUAAUAUGCAGCAGUUGUUUAAUAUAUAUCACUAUUGCUUAUCCAAUAAAAGACUGUCAACAGACUCGUUUCAAAUCAUCCUAAUUAUCUUUACGUAUUUACCUGUUGAAACUUAUCAGUCUUUCUUAAAACCAUUAUUCGUUUUGCUAUUCACUUUUUUACAACAAUACAAAAAUGAUAUCAUCAAAAUUAAGGUAAUCCAUUCUAUUUCCGUGUUGAUCCUCAAGACAGACGUUAGCCUCAUAUUCAAUGUACUGAAGAGCCUGUACAUGCCGAUCCUCGACAAGCUUAUAAAUGUAAAUGAGAAAAUCAUAAUCUUCAUAGCACUCACAAAACUGAUAAGCAACGAAAAGAUAAGGAAUGAAUCCUUUGUGGUUGAUAUUCUCAAUCUACUAAACAAAAACAUAACAAAUAAUGAACUCGUUUUGAAAAAAGCGAAGACUCACCAUCUUGAUGUUGAAAAGGAUGAAAUGGACAAAAAUUUUGAAGUUACUUACGUGAAGCUGCAAAUGAUAAACAAUGAUAACAUCAACGACACGGUUUUGCGGGACAUAAAUAUCAAUAUGGAACUGAAGCAGAAUUUGUACAAUCCAAUUUUUAUGCAAAUUUGUCACAACAACUCUUUCAACAGCAUCCUUCAGCUGUUCAACAGUUGA